AAAUAAAAAAAUUAUUCUAUUUUUUUUUUAUUUCUUCAACGGAAGUGCCAGGUACAAGAUUUUCUCGUUCAGAUAAAAUAAGUAUGACGGAUACAGAAGACCAGUUACAUCUGCUUAAAAAACAUUGCUCGAUAAUACUGGAAAGUGGCAAUGCACUAAUAGAUAUCGAAUUUGAGAGACUCAAAUAUCGAUCCUCAGAGUAUGUAAGAGUCCCGACAUCAGAAGGUUCAAAAGAAGUUAAUCGCAAGAAAAAUCGUUACAAAGACAUUUUACCAUUUGAUCAUAGCAGAGUUGUGUUACCUAAAGAAAGAUUUGUGGAUGGAUCAGAUUACAUCAAUGCCAACAUUAUUACAGAUGAAAAAUCGAAAGUCUGCUAUAUAGCUUCACAAGGUCCAUUGCCAAGCACAGUUGAUGAUUUCUGGAGAAUGAUCUGGCACUAUAAUGUGACUUUGAUAAUUAUGGUUUGUAAGGAAGUGGAGAAGGGCAAGCCUAGAUGCCAGAGAUACUGGCCAUACAGUGAAGAAGUAAUACAGCAAAAACACAUGAAAAUUUCCUUGGCUGGUGAAAAAAAAUAUACACAAUCUCUCAAAAUGAGGCAAAUAAAAGUUACGAAAGGCAAUAAGGAGCGUUUAGUAACACAACUGCAUUACAUGGACUGGCCAGAUCAUGGUGCACCUGAAACAACUGAAGCUGCAAUGCAGUUAAUUGAAAUAUUACACGAAACCUAUCCUAAACAUGAUCAGCCUAUUCUUGUACAUUGCAGUGCUGGGUGUGGUAGAACAGGCGCUAUCAUCGCAAUUGAUCGUAUUACAAAACUUAUUCAGGAUAGGGCAAAACAGAUAAAUGUUUAUGACGUUGUUCUUGAUUUGAGACGACAAAGACCAGCCAUGGUACAAACAAAGGAACAAUAUGAGUUUGUUUAUAAAGUCGUCCAACAAAUGGUGGAAUCUGAAAUUGAAAGACAUGAUGCUGAUGGAGUUUCGCACAAGUGACUAAACGAAUCAAAGUAUAAGACAUGAACUUGUAAAAUUUUACACACUUCAUUUAAAGGAAACACCUUGUAUUUACUCUUCAAUAUUAAAUGUAAACAUAUAUUGAUUGAAAUACAAGUUGUCAAUUUUUUUUUUA
Messenger RNA from Hydractinia symbiolongicarpus, 1128 nucleotides. Its product is annotated as tyrosine-protein phosphatase non-receptor type 12-like. Gene Ontology annotation, molecular function: non-membrane spanning protein tyrosine phosphatase activity. Gene Ontology annotation, biological process: peptidyl-tyrosine dephosphorylation. The transcript has 12 exons. Lineage: Eukaryota; Metazoa; Cnidaria; Hydrozoa; Anthoathecata; Hydractiniidae. The record is from RefSeq and is a predicted model, not a curated record. Bases 84 to 992 code for a protein of 302 amino acids. Gene Ontology annotation, cellular component: cytoplasm; nucleus.